AUGGGACGUCCUGACGAGGGCCCCGGCGGGGGAACCUCUCUCCAGACGCACCCUCGGGUCCUCCGGAUAUCCGAGGCGAAGGUGGCCCCCGUGGGCCGGGGGCCGGCCGGGCCCAGGAGGAAGCGGGACGUCCUGCUGGCCAGUGGGGUCAAGCUUUGUGCCCAGGAGACCUCCGAUCAGGUGGUGGCCAACCACCUGGGGUACUUCCACCUCAGAGUCUGCCAGGAGACUGUAUGGGAGGCUUUCAAGAUCUUCUGGGGCCGUCUUCCCGAGCAGGAAGAGUAUCAAAGUUGGAUGAGCCAAUGCCAGGAUGCAGCUGUUUCGGCGCAGGAUAUUGGCCGAUAUUUCAGCCAAUCAAGAGAGCACCAGGCUUUGGUUAAGAGUCUCACCCACGCCCCAGACCUGGGGAGAGGAGGCGCGGGUCACCGCUCAAGCGAGCCAGCUUGGCCCCUGGCCAAUGACCAGCUGAACAAUGACAUCACUCUGGCGCCGCCCUUGAUGACGUCUGUGCUGGAGCAGGUGGUGGAGCUGAGCAUCUCCCUGAUUGGUCAUAGCUACAGCGAGGACCUGGCGGACCCCGGCAGCCUCCAGUACCAGACCCUUAAGACCCAGUUCACGGAGACGAUGGAGGACGCCCUGGAGCGGCUGCCGGGGUUCCACGGCGUGUCGGUGUUGAACUUCAGGGAGGAGGCGCUGGUGGUGGACUACUCGGUGACGGUGCUGGUGAGUGGGGCGGGCGUAAGCCCCGAGCAGCUGGACUACCUGACCCUGCAGUCCAACCGGGUGGAGAACUCCCAUCACCUGGUGGAGGAGAGGCCCACGCUGGUCUUCACCGUCAGCAAGGUCCGGAUCCACGGAGGUGAAGCGCUACACAAGACAGACGCCGAGAGUGAUACCCCUAACCCUCCAGAGGCCCCUGAGACCCUCGAGUCUGAGUCCUUUGAUGAACAUCUAGUUGAUGCAGGGACAGCAGAUGUCCCCAUCCUGGUGGAGGAUUCUGCAGAGAACAAGACAGACUUCCUCGAGGAAGUCCCCGAGAUGGAUGCCGUGAUUCUGGAGGAGAGUCAAAAAGAGUCUCCCGGUCCUGGAAAUGCCAUCUCUCCCAUCGAUGAUAGUAUAGCGGAGGAAGGCCUGAUACCUGGAGACCUUUCGCUGAUGACCACUCCAGAGAGCCCACCGCCAGAGACGCUCCCUGCUGAGGUGGCGUCCCCAGAGCGAGCAGAGGUGAUCACUCAUCCCGAGCCGCCAGUGGAAAGUGAAGCCUCGGGCCUGGAACCUGGCGAUCCUCCAUCUUCAUCGGAAACAUUUACAACUACAGAGGCGGUGGAGGACUCCUCUGAGACAACAGAUGACGGGCCGAUCGGCAGCCAAGAGGAGAACGCAAUCUCUGAAAACAUUCUUGUAGAGCAAGAAAUCCUGACCGAGGUCCAGGAAGGGGCCGGACAAGAGUCCAUUGCUGAAUCUGAAGGGGAGGACAAAGAGGAAGCCAUCAAUGUGGAGGACGUUCCACAGGAGAUUGAAAUCACCACCGUGGUGACGGAGACCACCCAAGAGGAAGAUCAUGUUGUCUCAGUGGUGGUGGCUACACCGGCGAUGACAGAGGAAGAAGAGGAUCUUCCACAACAACCGGAGGAUCUCCCGGCCAUCAACGUCAACCCAGCCCCUCCUGAGGAGCCUGCAAACGGGGAGGUAGAAGAGGAGGGGGAGGAUGUUGUGGUGACAGGGGAGGAAACCGGAGAUGUUAUAGAGCAGGAGAACGAAGAAGAGCCGGUGGAGGUCUUAUCCGAAGACCCGGUGCUGGAAGAAAGGGCAUCGGAUGGCCUCGGUAUCUUCGUGUCAGGUGACCUCACAGAGGAUGAGCUCUUAUUGGUCAACCAGAAGGAGCCAGAGCGGCCAGUCGUCAAUCCUCUCCACCCUGGCCCCCCGACCGCCCUGACACCUGAGAGAGAGUCUCCUUUCACUCGCAUCUCUGACAUCGUAGCGGCCGUAGACGAGCGGUCUGACACGGGAGUGUCCGUCACCACCAUGGGUGUGCAGACCACCGUGGUGGACCUGGCUGACCCUACGGAGGGGGACCCUGGCUAUGACGUUAUUCACUAUGGUUACGGGGCGACCAAUCAAACAGAGGAGGACAGCAGUGGGUUCCCGGCCGGCGCGCCACUAGGCACCGACCAGGUGAGCAUCGCCAUGCCUGUGAUGCCCCAGCGGGCGCUGAUGGUGUUCUUCAGUCUGAGGGUGACCAACAUGAUCUUCUCAGAAGACCUCUUCAACAAGAGCUCUGCAGAGUACAAGGCCUUGGAGCAACGCUUCCUGGAGCUGCUGGUCCCCUACCUGCAGUCCAACCUGAGUAACUUCCAGAACUUGGAGAUCUUGAAUUUCCGCAAUGGGAGCAUUGUGGUGAACAGCAGGAUGAAGUUUGGCAAGCCAGUGCCUCAAACUGUCACCACGGCGGUGUACCUGAUCCUGGAGGACUUCUGCAACACGGCCUACCAGACCAUGAACCUGGCCAUCGACAAGUACUCGCUGGAUGUCGAAUCGGGCGACCAGGCGGACCCCUGUAAGUUCCAGGCGUGUAAUGAGUAUGCAGAGUGUAAGGUGAACAGGUGGACGGGCGAAGCAGAGUGCGUGUGCACGGCUGGCUACUUCAGUGUGGACCUGCUGCCCUGCCAGAGCAUCUGUGAGCUCAGGGCGGACUUCUGCCUCAACGACGGCAAAUGUGACAUCAUCCCUGGCAAAGGGGCAAUCUGCAGGUGUCGCGUCGGGGAGAACUGGUGGUACCGCGGCGAGCAUUGUGAAGAGUACGUAUCGGAGCCGCUGGUGGUUGGCAUAGCGAUAGCCUCGGUGGCGGGCUUCCUGCUGGUGGCCUCCGGGGUGAUCUUCUUCCUGGCCAGGACACUGAGGGAUCAGUACGACAAGGACGAGUCCGAGGACCCCAUACGGCAUGCGGAGAGCCACCCGUCUCUGGAGCGGGCGACCAAGUACAACCCAAUGUACGAGAGCGAGGCCACCACGGGCUACAGCCACUACUUCCGCCGCUACCCCGAGGCGCCCGUCUACAGCAGCGCCAGCGCAGAGGCCUCCACCGACUUCAGCAGCGAGGAGAUCCGACACAUUUACGAGAACAGCGAACUCACCAAAGAGGAAAUCCAAGACCGAAUACGCAUAGUUGAGCUGUACGCUAAGGACCGGCAGUUUGCAGACUUCGUCCGGCAUCACCAAGCAAGCGUGGACAUCCGUAGAGAAAGCUCAUCCGCACAAUCGUGAAUAUCUCCAAACCUUUCCCCUAGAAAAAUAAGUGCCUUCUCUUGAUUGGCUGAGCUUUGGUGGAACGUCCUUGAUGUCUGGGGGAGGCAUGCCCGCUUAACAGAUGCGUCCCUCUGAGAAGAUUCUGAUCGUCUCCUUUACGUAGCUCGAAACGCUAACCAUUUGGUAGUUUGGAGAAUACAAUAACACAGCCAAUAUGGAAAAGUGUAAAUUAUGGAUAAGUAUCUUAGAUGAAUAGUGUUUUGCUGAUUUUUGGCUGCAUAUGUGUCCAAUGUUCCUCGAUAAGCAUAAAAUCUCACCAAAUAUAAUUGGGGCAAAAUUGUUGUUCCUCAAUGUAUCACUCUGACAACUGAGUUCGGAGGGAAGACAAAAAUAAGAAGGCUGCUAUUGUUUCUAGUGAAUGGUGCUAUUUAUAUAGACUGAUUGCAAUGUUCCUCUAGCUUACGUAAAGCUUCAGUUUACAUUAGUGAGUAAACUCUAUCUGUCAACUUCAUCGUGGAGUUCACUGGAACAUCAGGUUCCUUUACUGUUCUGCAUUUAGGUGGCCAAACAGAGCCACACUAGGAUUACUGUGUAGGCCUCGCAUCGCUGAUGGAAACUUUCAGUUAGGUGAUCCACGGAGUAGUAUUCCACCCCAUGUACAACGUUGACAGUGAUACCUCUGCCUUCUUUGAGUAAUCCCUUCAUCAACAUCAACUUUUAGAAUCUGUGUUUUCAUUUUUUUAAGUUUGAUGAGACAGACAUGAAGGAACAAGGAACUGAAAAAAAUGAGGCCAGCAUUGAGGGAGGCUCGAUAGCUCUCCAGCUCCAGGACUCCAGAAAUAAGUCAAAACACAUUUAGGACGGAAAAUCUUCUAGGGAAAAGGAGUCUGGGGAUUUGAUCAAGUGGUCUACUUUCAAAUGCAAUAUGUAAUGGGGACUGAAAACAUUGAAAAUGAGGAGAAAGAAGGGGAAAAAGAAAAAA
Gadus chalcogrammus (walleye pollock) is the source of this 4228-nucleotide messenger RNA. RefSeq names its product interphotoreceptor matrix proteoglycan 2a (gene impg2a). NCBI's taxonomy places the organism in Eukaryota, Metazoa, Chordata, Actinopteri, Gadiformes, Gadidae. The record is from RefSeq and is a predicted model, not a curated record. The transcript has 18 exons. Gene Ontology annotation, molecular function: hyaluronic acid binding; heparin binding. The coding region runs from base 1 to 3264 and encodes 1087 amino acids. Gene Ontology annotation, biological process: visual perception.